Molecule: messenger RNA, 1624 nt
Organism: Cherax quadricarinatus
Lineage: Eukaryota; Metazoa; Arthropoda; Malacostraca; Decapoda; Parastacidae
Product: chitinase-3-like protein 2
Biological process (GO): chitin catabolic process; carbohydrate metabolic process
Cellular component (GO): extracellular region
Molecular function (GO): chitin binding; chitinase activity
Source: RefSeq, a predicted model, not a curated record
CAAAGAAAGAAUAUAACUUUUGCUCAAGCCUUGAAAAAGUAUGAAUGUAUAUCACUUACGCUUUAGAUAUAAUAUAAUAAUAACAGCUGACAAUCAUGCUUGUAUUUUAUUGAUAAAUAUUGUACUAGAAUAUGAUGCUGUUAUGGACUAUGGCGGGAGGCAGGACGACCUUGAGUGGCCACACUAACCUAAGAUGAGGAAUAUUUUAUGUUACUGUGGAUAUAAAAGCCUCAAACACAUCAUCACAAGUGUGUAUGAAUAGUGAAUUGUUGUUAUCAAGAGUGUUGUAAAAUACAACACACAUAAACUAAGUUUAAUAUGGCUUCACAAGUUGUCAGGAGUAACACAAGGAAAAUUAUAAUUUUAGGAUUAAUAUGGAUUCUGGUGAUGAUUGUUCUUUCCUACUGUGGCUGUGAUGUGUAUAAUUCUUCCCUCAAGCAUGACGACCAUGAGUCCUCCAGUGACCAUGUAUUAUUACCUCUCAAAGAAUACAAGAAUUAUUUGGAAAAUGAAAAUUCUACAGAUAAAAAAAUCCUAUGCUAUUAUUCAAUUCCUCAAAAUGGAAGCAGUGAAACCCCUCUGACCGCAAAGGAUAUUGAUUCAACUCUUUGUACACAUAUUAUUAUUUCUAAGGCCAAAAUUGAAAACACCACUAUUGUCCCAGUUGAUGAAGGAGAUUUUAAGGUGUAUGCUGAGGUUGUGGCUAUGAAGAAGCAGAAUCCAGACCUUUAUGUGCUCCUGAGUCUUGCUACUGGCUUCUCUUCUCUUGUUCAAGAUCGUAUAGCAGUUGCAGUGUUUGCUUACAAUGCACAUAAGUUCCUAACCACCCAUGGAUUUGACGGUCUUGACCUAGAUUGGGAGUUCCCUGCUUGGCCACCCGGGAAGAAGAAUCCAAAAGAGAAGACAUGGUUCACUUACCUUCUCCUUCAACUGAACAAUGCUCUCAAGCUAGCGUCUCAUCCUCCACUCUUGUUGACUGUGGCUGUUGGAGCAUCACAGAGCAUCAUUGAUAAUUCUUAUGAGAUAGAUCAGCUUGCUAAAUGUGUUGACUUUGUAUCAGUCAUGGGCUACAACUAUCACAUGUACAAGCCCUACUUGCCCUUCACAGGCCAUAAUUCUCCACUGAGCAACUCCAGUAAUGAGAAGGGCUUUUUUUCUACCAUGAACAUUCACUGGGACACUAUUUAUUUAAUAAUGAAAGGGGUACCAAAAGAGAAGCUUAUUAUAGGGAUCCCUACAUUUGGACACACAUGGAGGUACAAUGGGUACUUGAUGCUGGUGUUGCAGGAGUGAUGACCUGGAAUCUCAAUAGUGAUGACUGGGCAGGAUUGUGUAAUGGACAGAAAUUUGAACUACAUGCAGUCAUCAAAAAUAUGCUCAUGCAGAAACUUCUAGAGAGCUAAGGAUUCAGCAUUUUUAAAAUUUUAUUUGAAACAUUCAAUCUAAUUUUAUAUUUUAUUCUAUGCAAAACAACCACUGUGAAAGAGUAGUGAAAUUCCAAGCGCUUUCGUGACUGCUCACAUUGUCAAGGAACUAUGAAAGUAAUACAUCAAAGGAAGGCAAUAAAAGGGCUUAGACCACACCUCACAGUCAAACCCCAUAACAAAGAAACACCUGAAGCGGG